Molecule: messenger RNA, 2213 nt
Organism: Monopterus albus (swamp eel)
Lineage: Eukaryota; Metazoa; Chordata; Actinopteri; Synbranchiformes; Synbranchidae
Gene: aktip
Product: akt interacting protein
Exons: 10
Coding region: 253-1140 (295 amino acids)
Source: RefSeq, a predicted model, not a curated record
CUAUGAAACGCCCUUCGAUAAUCUAGGGUUAGAUUGAACUUUGGUUUCUGUCAAAUUAUUUUGCCAGACAAUGUUAGCAUGAUCACACCCAGAGGACUGACAAGCAUCUGAAGACUGAGUAAAAAUUACAUCGGGACACACGCUAACGGAAUAUUUACAGGACUUUAGCAAAUACACAGCAGAUGGCCAGGACAGCACUUGUUGUGGGACCUACAUAAAGAGGAACACCAACCCUGAACCUCCUAAUGAGUAAUGAACCUAAACCCUUUCUGGAGCAUGUCUGCCAAUACAAGUCGUAAGAGACCUGACAAUGAGGAACAGAGUGGACACGGGGAGCAGAGAGCCAGCCCAGCCCGGCUGUCCUUUGGCAAAAAGCAGCUCCCACCCAUUCCUAGGAAUGUAGCCCCCAUUACUAAGACGGCAUCAAUGGGCACUCCAGCCCAGACAGCCAAUGGCACACAUGCCUCCUAUGGCCCCUUUUACUUGGAGUACUCCCUGCUGGCUGAGUUCACCCUAGUGAUAAAGCAGAAACUCCCUGGAAUUUAUGUCCAGCCGUCCUACAAGUCAGCACUAAUGUGGUUUGGGGUCAUAUUCAUCAGGCAUGGCUUGUACCAGGAUGGGGUCUUCAAAUUUACUGUGUAUAUUCCUGAUAACUAUCCAGAUGGAGGAUGUCCUAAAUUAAUAUUUGACAUCCCAGUGUUCCACCCGCUUGUUGACCCCGUCUCUGGAGAGCUUGAUGUCAGAAGAGUUUUCACCAAAUGGAGACGGAAUCACAACCACAUAUGGCAAGUUCUGAUGUAUGCACGUACAGUUUUCUAUAAGAUCAGUACCACGGAGCCACUCAACCCAGAGGCUGCUGUGCUAUAUGAAAAGGAUGUUCAGUUGUUCAAAAGCAAAGUGGUGGAUAGUGUGAAGUUAUGCAACAGCCAUCUUUUUGACCAGCCCAAGAUAGAUGAUCCGUAUGCAAUAAGCUUUUCUCCAUGGAACCCAUCUGUUCAUGAUGAAGCAAAAGAACGAAUGUUCACAAACAAAAGACGGCCUGAGGAUCACCACAAGGGAGCGCAGGUGUCAGGGUUGUCUUGGGUAAAGCCUGGAUCAACACAGCCCUUCAGCAAAGAUGACAGUCCUCCCCAGAGCUGAAGGUGCAGUGUCGCUGCAGCGGCCACUGGAGGGAAACAAGCAUCAGAUGCCACACCACUGGCUUGGUUCAGCUGUUGAUGUGAACUGGAUCCUGGACACAGCUGGGAGAACUUUGUUAAAUCUUCACAUUAUUGCUCAGCUUUAAAAGCUUUGUAAGCAUUUUCUCAAACAGCUUUAGAAUAAGGAAAUGGAGUCUGUAUCAUAUAAAUUGACAAUGACAAACGGAUGUCAACAACAACAUUUAGGCUGUUCUACAAUCAGUUUUCUCAUUUAGAUUUUUGGAUCCAUACACAUGUUGGGCUAGGUGAUAAUGUACUGUCCUAAAAGGAGCUGAAAAGUAUAGAGAACCACGUGGAAUGUACCACAUAUUGAAAUUGGCUCAGGACUGUGCAUUUGUUAUGUUUGAAAUAUUGUCAGUCACACUGUACAUGUGUGAAUGAAGCAGAAUUGCUACCCCUCCCAUCAAUAGGUUUUGCUUAUUGGACUGUUUUUUUUUUUUUAUAUAUGUGAUGGAAAUUAGUCUUACACAGUACUAAAAUAAGCAGAGCAGCUAAGUACAGCUUUAACUGAUUAAGAUUUUAUUUUUUAUCUUUGUUUUAAGUAUCAAUUGUUCAUUAAAGGUUUGUAAAUAAUGCUGUACUAAGGUCUGGCUUUAGGAGAGGAGUCUGAUUCUAUGCUUGGAGUUUAGGUUUGGCUUGCUUUCUUUACAGAUCUUCACAAAUUAAACUUACGCAGGAUCCCUACUUUAGGUGUGGAAGGUCAAAUGUAUUUAGAUAAGGCUAAGUUGCUAACUAGUGUGUGAGGAGCACAAAAGGGAGUUGUCACUAAAAAUUUCGUCAUGUUGUCUGAGGUCUUCACUGGCUUAGUUUGAUAGUACAUUUGACCAGCCACUUUCAAUAUGCAAAUGUUAAGGAUGAGGAAGAGGAUACGGUUUUUAAUGUGUGAACCCCAGUAGAAAUAACUGUAGGAAUAGUAAAUAUGAUGCUGACAAUUGCACUGUGGAAAGCAAGGAAACCCCAGUGUGCUUUACAUACUGGGGUUUUGGCUGUUGCUGUCUUCAAAUGCAAGUUUUA